CUUAAGCUCAAAAGUAUAGAGAAGAAAGAUGAGAACCGUGAGAAGGGAUGCCCUCAAACCGGGUGAUCACAUCUAUUCUGAUAGGAAGUUACGUCUCUACUUUCAUCAUGGCAUAUACGUGGGCGACGACAUGGUGAUUCACCUCAUGGGACCAAGCAAAAUUUACAACAAACCUCCAUGCAAAAAAUGUGGGUUCAAGCCUCAGGCCGGGAUCUUCAAAACCUGCCUCGAUUGCUUCCUGGAAGGUCACUCCCUCUACCGCUAUGAAUACGAUGUCUCCUACUUGAAGUUGGUUUUCAAACGCCGUGGCUCUUGCAGCACUUGGGACUGCAAACCGGCAGAUGAAGUCGUCGAAACAGCCCAUCGUCUGCUUCAAAGCAACAGCUUCGGAAACUACAAUUUUUUCCUCAACAAUUGUGAGGACUUUGCAGUGUAUUGCAAAACGGGUGUGGCAAUGAGCAAUCAAACAGCAGGGUUAUUUGGGCUCAACUUGCUUGGUGUCGUUGGCUAUGCAGCUGCAAAAGGGGUAUACGAGGCCGUGGCUGAUUGAACAUGAACAUGGAGCUCUGCAUAUUUAUGAUAGUGAAAGGCUCAAGGAAAUUAAAUGGGAAAUUUAAGGAACCAAACUUUAUUGUUAGUGGUGUAUAUCUACUCUCUGGAAAUGGUUUCCUUUAGGCUUUACAAUAGUAGUAAAUAAAUUUAAACAGCCAAUCAAACUUGGCAUAUCUACAAUAAUUAAUGGUGUGAAAAAGGCUUGCAAAUUCUUCUCUCUA
Molecule: messenger RNA, 773 nt
Organism: Theobroma cacao (cacao)
Lineage: Eukaryota; Viridiplantae; Streptophyta; Magnoliopsida; Malvales; Malvaceae
Product: protein LEAD-SENSITIVE 1-like
Source: RefSeq, a predicted model, not a curated record